This is a messenger RNA of Penaeus monodon (black tiger shrimp), 1169 nucleotides long. RefSeq lists its product as uncharacterized. The record is from RefSeq and is a predicted model, not a curated record. Bases 89 to 826 code for a protein of 245 amino acids. NCBI's taxonomy places the organism in Eukaryota, Metazoa, Arthropoda, Malacostraca, Decapoda, Penaeidae. The transcript has 6 exons.
GACGCCGGAAGGUUCGCGAGGGCAUUGUGGCGUCAGACUUCGAGGGAGGCACAAGCAGCGGCAUUGACCCCGUCCGUUACUCUGAGAAAUGCACCCACGUCUGCUUUUGGCAAGUGCUAGCGUAUGCGCGUGGGCGUGGGCGUACCUGGCCCUCGAGGCGACUGGCCAGGUGUACAUGGUGAGCCGGGAGAUGGACUGUGUGCCGUCGUAUGAGAACAGUCUUCUACAGCCGACGAGGUCGAAGAUCUUCUGCUCGGCAUUGUGUCUCUCGUUCCAAUGCUUGGCCUUCGCGUUCUCAGACGGCGAGUGCGACAUCCGGGGUGUCGGCUUCGAACUCCCCGCCGAGACGCGAGUGUACACGAAGUUCUCCCUCCCGCUCCUGUCUCCCCUGCAGAUGUCUCAGGCGAACAAUAUUACCGCGAGUCCGGCAUUGCACCCUUGGUAUACCAAAGAGAAUGCCAUAGAUGGUAACAGCUCCACCAUAUACCACAGUGACAAUGGAAUCACGCAUCCUUGGUGGAUGAUUGACCUUGAAGUUCCGAGCUAUGUCUUCAGCGUGGAUAUCCUACCCGGGCAGAAGGUCUAUCAACACAUAUAUAUAGAUAUUCAGGUGCGUGUUGGAUUUACUCCCCCGACUGAUGACAACUUCUCUCGCUGGCUGCUGUUGGGAUUCUACAAAGGCCGCUACUCAGUGGAUCAAGGUGUUAUCACAUUCACAAACAGCUCGGGACUGUGUGGCCAAUACGUCGUGGUGCAAAGAAUCUCCAGCGAUUUCGAUCAAUUGCAACUUACCGAAGUCCUGGUGUUUGCCAAAAAUAUUCUGUAGAUGUAGAACUUUUAUAUUCAUGCUGAAAUCUAAUAUACAGUGACACAUAAUUUCGUUUUACGCAGUGCACUAAUGUAAACCUUGGUAACGCUAGAAUGAAAAGCCCCUUAGUUACGGGAUUAACAUUUUCAGUUUUAUUGCAAUAUCUCUCGGAUGGUUCGGCAGCACAGAUUCUCUUAGAUGUAGUCUGUAAUAACUGUCUAUGAACACUUUGAGUUGCUGUCACUCACUUGUGUGACUAGAUGUGAGAAAUUAGUGUCACAAACUGAAUCGUGCGGUGAUGCAUUAUUAAAUUUCGAAAGCCUAGUCAAUAAACGUUUUAACUGUUCCCAUCCACUUGCAA